GUUUCCCUCCGGAAGCAGACGUGGCCGGCUCCCUCGGUCUGAGGCGAGGAGGGAUGAAGCGGCGAAGGCAGGAGGGGAGGCCUCGGGGCGCGGCCGGGGCGCUGGGGCGGCUCUUGCUGCUGUGGGGAUUGCUGGAGGGGAAGAAGGCCGCGGCCGGGGGAGGAGGAGGCGGAGGCCGUUCGCUCCCUCAGUUCAGCGAUGAGGUCCCCUUCCGCGUCAACUGGCCCGGAAGCCAAGUCAGCCUGCCUACUGCAGGGGUUUUGUACAAAGAAGAUCAUUACAUCAUCAUGACAACAUCGGAGAAAGAGAGAUACAAGUGCAUCCUUCCAGUAUUAGCAAAUGGAGAUGAGGAGGAAGAUAAAGAUUACAAAGGACCUACCCCUGCAGAAUUGUUGGAACCUCUAUUCAAACAAAGCAGCUGUUCUUAUAGGAUUGAAUCAUAUUGGACUUACGAAGUCUGUCACGGAAAACACAUUCGUCAGUAUCAUGAAGAGAAAGAAACGGGGCAGAAAAUAAAUAUUCAAGAAUACUAUCUUGGAAAUAUGCUACGGAAGAGUCCUCUGCUUGAUCCAGAGCAAGAAGAGAAAGAAAAUGAGAACGACAGUGUCAAAGAAAUUCCAACAAAAAAUAUAGAAGGGCAGAUGACUCCAUAUUACCCCAUAGGGAUGGGAAAUGGGACACCUUGCAGCUUAAGGCAAAACCUGCCCAGAUCAAGUUCAGUGAUGUACAUCUGCCACCCAGAAGCAAAGCAUGAGAUCCUUUCUGUGGCUGAAGUUACCACAUGUGAAUAUGAAGUGGUUGUUUUGACCCCACUGCUAUGCAGUCAUCCUAAAUACAGGUUUAGGGCUUCCCCUGUGAAUGACAUAUUCUGCCAAUCACUGCCAGGAUCUCCACUUAAGCCCCAUAAACUGGAGCAGCUGGAACAGCAGCAAGAAAUGAUGAAGAUGCCUUUCAGGAGAGCGAAGGAGGAAGAAAUUAAUGCAGCAAAAGAAGAGAAAUUUUCUUCCUUCCACAAGCCAGUUGCCGUUGGAAUCCCGCAGCUGUUAACAGUUGGAACAACACACAUCUCCAAACUGACUGAUGACCAGCUCAUAAAAGAGUUCCUUAGUGGAUCUUAUUGCUUCCAUGGGGGUGUUGGUUGGUGGAGAUAUGAAUUCUGCUACGGCAAGUAUGUACAUCAAUACCACAAGGAUAAAGAAAAUGGCAAAACAACAAUAGUUGUGGGCACGUGGAACAAGGAGGAGCACCUUGAUUGGGCGCAGAAAAACGUGGCUAGAACGUAUCAUCUCAAAGAUGAUGGCCUGCAAUCAGUGAAAAUGGUGUCCCACUAUUAUGGAAACGGAGAUGUUUGCGAUUUAACCGACAAACCUCGACAGGUGACAGUGAAAUUGAAGUGCAAGGAAUCGGAUUCUCCUCAUGCUGUAACGGUUUAUAUGCUGGAACCACACUCCUGUCAAUAUAUCCUUGGGGUGGAAUCGCCAGUCAUCUGCAAAAUUUUGGAUACAUCAGACGAAUAUGGACUCCUUUCAGUGCCCAGUUAAUAAAUAGUACAAGGAUUUCACUUGACGUUCCAAGACACUGAAAGCUGAAAGGUCGCUCCGGUUGAGCUUCUCCACAUCAACCCACAGAUGCUGAGCCAAGGAAAAACUCACCAGCAGAUCCCUAUAUAAAAGCAACGAGCGAUCACGGACUCCUUUGUGAAUAUUAUAUGUAUAUAAGAGGUUAUUGAUAAACUUUUAAAAAAUAAAAAAAUACCUUUAACUUUU
Molecule: messenger RNA, 1766 nt
Organism: Anolis sagrei ordinatus
Lineage: Eukaryota; Metazoa; Chordata; Lepidosauria; Squamata; Anolidae
Gene: ERLEC1
Product: endoplasmic reticulum lectin 1
Biological process (GO): endoplasmic reticulum unfolded protein response; retrograde protein transport, ER to cytosol
Cellular component (GO): endoplasmic reticulum lumen
Source: RefSeq, a predicted model, not a curated record